GGCAAGAGUCUCAGCAAGCUUCCAAGAAGCACACCAGACCUCCAAGCUUCUCUCAACCCUUAGCUUCCAAAAACCCUGCACUUGGGGGGCAAGGAGGCCAAGGACUUCGACUCGGGGGGCAAACGUCCCAGUCCGGGCCUUUGAGGAUUCCUGAACAGCAGCAAGGCCUAGAUGAUACAAAUUGUGGCAGCAAUUUCAGGCCUGGGCGCAACAGCCAACAUUCAGGAGUAUUCCAAAAACUUUUGGAUGGUAAGCUGUUUCCAUGUUUGGAGAAGCGAAAAGACAGGUCUGUUUCAACGUAAAAGGAGCAAGAUUUCGGGCCUGGAAUAAGCCAGAACAUGGAAAGUCCAAUUAUGAGGCAAGAUCAGCCCAUUCUCUCCUCUCAGAAGCUUUCUCAAGUGUCUGAAGAGCUACCACACGUAGAUUCAGUCUUAGGCAGUGAUGCAAGUCAGGAACGAUCUAGUCAUGCCAUUGGCCUUAGGGCCAGGUCUGAAUCGCAUGUCGCACCCGUUCUGGAGCAGGAGGAAUUGAAUGAAGAAGAGGAAAUCGAUGGCACUCUAGGGCUUGAUCUUGAUUCAUUUGUAAUUGGAGAUCCCCCUCCUCCACCGGUUAAUGAAGGCCUUUUUGGCAUUGUCCAAACUGCCAAAAGGCAUUACAAGCAUAGGCCAACUGUAGGCCUUAAAGUUGCAGAACUACGCCCUCAUUGGAUUUGUGGGGCACAUCAAAAGCGGAUCUUAUUCACUUGGCUUACGCAAAAACGUUGUGGUUGUAAAAAGGGCUAAGUAGCCAAUGAAAAGUCCUUCAUAGGCCGAACAAGCAUCUCUAAAAUGUUCGGCCAAGGCCUAUCAGUCCUUGAGUAGGUCCUAUCAGAGUUUUACUAGGCCUUUUCCGCAGAGGUGGAGGCCUUUUUGUUUUAUUGAGUAGGCUUGAAAGUUCACAAGCAGAGGUUCAGGCCUUCCAAUCUAUUUUUAGUCCUUACCAGGCCCUUUUCAUGAUCCUAUUGCUUCUCUACAACCAGGCCUGGACACAGGACUUUAUUGAUUUACAAAGGUCUUUUCCGCAAAGACGAAGGCCCUUUGAGCCCUUUGUUAAGGCCUGAACCACAUUUCUAAGCAUUUCAAGACGAAGUUCAGGC
Molecule: messenger RNA, 1135 nt
Organism: Rhododendron vialii
Lineage: Eukaryota; Viridiplantae; Streptophyta; Magnoliopsida; Ericales; Ericaceae
Exons: 2
Coding region: 339-782 (147 amino acids)
Source: RefSeq, a predicted model, not a curated record